Messenger RNA from Cucurbitaria berberidis CBS 394.84, 1659 nucleotides. RefSeq lists its product as uncharacterized. The transcript is spliced from 2 exons. The coding region runs from base 1 to 1659 and encodes 552 amino acids. The record is from RefSeq and is a predicted model, not a curated record. Lineage: Eukaryota; Fungi; Ascomycota; Dothideomycetes; Pleosporales; Cucurbitariaceae.
AUGCACAAGCACAAAGGCCAUAUCAUCUCGUCGAAUGCCAAAUCUUCAGGAACAGAAAGUACCAAACAAGCAACUAUUCAAGCAGUGAUGGCCUCGGUCGUCAAGUUGGCCGACUUUGUCAUGUAUCAGUCGCUGGAUGAUCUGGGCGUCAACUUCUUCAUGUCAAAUUACGUCAGCGGCGAUCCGACCGUUUCACAAUUACAUUACCUCCCAGCCCUCUACGCAAAGACGGGGUAUGCAAAUCCUGGACUGAAGCAGAGUAUCACUGCUGCUGGCUUAGCUGGCUACGCGAAGACCGCUCGUCGCAAAGAUAUGACUAACACUGCUACUAAGAGCUACAUCUCUGCUAUUCGGGCUAUUAACACUGCUUUGUCGGACCCUAACAUAGCAGCGCAGGACAGUACGUUAGUGUCUAUUGUUAUAGCGGCUAUGUUCGAAGUCCUGAUUAAUCCACGCGCGGGUAUGCAAAAUUGCUCUAAACACCUAGAAGGCGCUGUUGCUGUUGCCCUUUUGAGUAUGAAGUACAGGCGACAAACCGACGUGACACGAAAGCUACUCACUACGUUAGUUCAAAACGUUGUCAUCAACAGUUGGAUUCAGCAUAUACCCUUACCACCUGGAUUUACAGAGUUGAAGAAGCAAGUCGGCGAGAAAAGCAACUCAAAUUCUGUGCACGGCGACUUUUUGGAUAUAGUCCUGGAACUGGUCCAAUUCAGACAUGCGCUUCAGGAUGGGAUUUAUGAUAGUCCCAUGGCUAUCAUAAGAAAAGCCUUGGAGAUCGACAAUACUCUAACCGAAUUUCUUGAAAACAUGCCUCGCCAUGCUCGGUUCGACAGUUUCCGCGUCUCUAGCGUUGAAGUAGAACAGCUAGCUUACGGAGGAUACUAUCACAUUUAUCCCCAGCGCUUUACCGCUCGUCUAUGGAACAACGUUCGAUCCUCGCGUCUGCGUCUCCAUCAGGUCGUGCUUCAACAAUGCCAACAUCUUACUUCCCUGAAGUUCUCAGACAAAUACGCCUUUCUGAGCACCCAGCGUUCAGAAUCGGAAGCCAAAAUUCAUGCUUUGACUGCUGAGAUGAUAGCAACUGUGCCACAGUUGGCAGGCUAUGCUGAACAGCUCGGAUCAUAUCGAAUACCCACCGAACAAAAUUCACGAGGACGAGAUGAAUCACCAUCGUUGGCUCUACGACCUGGAAAGCCUCAACCUGUAACGAAUAUUAGGGGGCUGACAGUAGAAUUGAGUACCCCGCUUGCGUACAAUCUCAGGUCCUCCCAACGCCAGGCUGAUCUAAAGCCUACUGCAAUUUCACCCUCUUCAUCUGCAAGAGCCCACGAACCUCAGCCCGCGGCCCCAACGCAGGUUCUCCCGGCUAUGUAUCAUCCCCAUUCAGCAAGCCUAUACCACCUGCUUUUCCAACUUUACGCACUACACUCGAUUCCGCACUUACCCGCGUCGAUGAAACAAUGGAUCAAAGGACGUAUUGCGUGGAUCGAAGUUAACUUGGAUCUGCAAGAUCUAGCUCGUUUGCAAGAUGAUCUGAGUAAGAGGCCAGGGGAUGGUUUUCCAGUAGACGAAGACCAAGUGUAUGUCAUGCAAACGUACGAGUUCUCGACCAGAUAUCUGCGUAGGCCUGCACCCCUCCUUUUAUCGUACGAUUGA